Molecule: messenger RNA, 3015 nt
Organism: Prorocentrum cordatum
Lineage: Eukaryota; Dinophyceae; Prorocentrales; Prorocentraceae
Source: the annotation of a GenBank genome assembly
CCUGGGCUGAUCCGCUGGCCGACUGGCGGGAGCUUGCGGGGGCCGCGGGCGAUUUGCUCAGGGAACCUUUUGACGUGGGCCCUGUCCUGCUAAACCUGUUCAGAGCCUUCCUUGGUUCGCUUGGUCGCUAUGUUCGGGACUCCCUCGAUGUGAAGCGACGCGAGCGCGUGGCCACAGGGGUGUCAGAUGCAGUACCGUACCCUACCAUCGUGAGGACCGACGUCGUGCGCGACGGCGAGGACCUCGGCGAUGUGAACUGGGAGGCGCUCCACUGCAGGCUGGUUGUUACUGUGCUUGCGCUCAACUGGGAGGCGGGCUUCCGCUCGCUUAAGUUUGCGCGCUGCUGCCGUGGCCGUGGCAACGCGGCCCAGCGGGCUGCCCUGGCUGGCUUGGCGCGGCGGCUCUUCCCGGCCACGAGGAUCGAGACCAGCCUGCCCAAUGAUCUGAACUGGGAGGACCGCCUGAAGGAUGGGGAGAUCGGUCACGGAGGGUCUGAGAUCGCGACGCCCCACAAGCUCACGCUGGAGCAGGUGCUUGACGGGUUGCCGCCGCUGGGAGUCGCCGCUUCGAUCGUCGAGGCCGCCGACGUCGCGACGGGCUUCGGCCGCGACGCCCUGCUCGACCCGUCGCCGGUACUGCUGCCGCCUGGGCUGCGCCGCGCGGCCCACGGCGCUCCUGUCAAGUGCAGUGAUGGGGGGCCGCGGCCCGUGCUUAGGCUCAUCGCGAAUCUGAUCCCGUCGAACGCGUGUCAGGAGUGCGUCGUGGGGGACGCGCCCGAGAUGCCGACGACGAGCCAGCUCAGCGGUGCAGUGCCCACGGAGUCCGAGGACCUGCUGUGGAGCGGCGCCGACAGGAAGUCCUUCUCCAACGAUGGUGGCUCUGCUUACAUCUGCCUGUGCGUGAUCGGGAUGGGGCGGACGAGCGCGGCGGGGGUCGCGACUCACCCUUGCCGCAAUAUGCUGCGCCGGAGCAGUUCGGUGCCGCGCGGGCUUAGCCCUAGCUGCGAGAUCACGCGACGGCGCCGAUUGCCGAUGGGCGUGGAGAGGCCGUGCCCGCCUGCCUGGAUGGUCUACAUUGACAAUCUGGAGAUCGCGGAGAUCGUCGACAAGUCCGAGGCGGAGAAGCUGCGUGGGACGGUGCCGGCGCUGCUGUCUGACGCGCGGGCUUGCUAUGAAGCGGCUGGCUCGCCUGGGUCGCCGGGCAAGGACCUGUGCCGCGUGGUGCGGGCCGCGACCUUGGGCGAGCUAGUUGAUGGAGUUGAAGGGGUGCGCCGCCCUCCUGCAGGAUACCUCGCCGAGAUGGCCAGCCUGACGUUGUGGGUCCUUAGCAAGAAGCGGGCCAGCAUGUGGUUGAUGCGCAUCCUCCUUGGCUGCUUCAGCGUCGACAUCGUCGAGGACCUGCUGAUGUGCCUCGCGCUGUCGGGCCUUUGCGUGGCUGACAUGCGGCUCGAGGUCGACCGCCUGGUGGCGGCGUCGGACGCUUCGGAGGCUGCAGGCGCCGUGGUCUACAGCGCGGCCCUCACUGGCCGCGGCCGCGUGCUGGCUGUGAGGCGCCAGCGGCCUGCCGACGCCGCUGCCGAGGAGGAGACCGCCUUGAUCACCGUCUUCGACGGGAUCGGCGGUGGUCGCAGGGUGGACCCCCAGGCGGUGCGCGUGGCGCGGCGCUGCUACCCUGGGACCCAGCACCUUGGGGAUGUGACGGAGGCGGACGCGCCCUCUUUGGCAGGCCUGCCGCGGGCGCGGGGCCGCAUCGCGCGCGUGCUGGUCAUCGGCGGUUUCCCCUGCCAGGUGUACGCGGGCCUCAACGUGGACCGCCGGGACUCGUCGGGCCCUCGAGCCUCCCCCGUCGACUGCAUGGUCGAGCUCAUUGGGGGUUUGCGGACGGCCAUGUCUGAGGCGACGGUUGACUUCCUGGGCGAGAACGUUGCUUCGAUGGCUGAGUCCGAUGUUCUUCACUUCGAACGGCUCUUCGAGCGUGUCCCUCUGGAGAUCGAGGCCGGUGACGUCGGCUGGGUCAAGCGGCCCCGCCUAUGCUGGGCAUCCUGGGGCCUCCUGCCGUCGUGCGAGACCGAGGCUACCGCGGUGAUGGCCAAUGACUCGUCAGCGCGCCGCGUGUGCCGCGUUGCGCUGAAAGCUGUGCGGCCGCCGCUGGAGGAGUGGCUGCCGGCUGGCGCGAGCUGCCCAGGCGCUGCCGAGGGCGAGCCGAUACUGACCUUCGUCCGCUGGGCGCCGCGCUCGCAGCCGCGCCCUAGGCCCGCGGGCAUCGGCGAGUGCUCAGCUGCGGAGCUGGCGCGCUGGGAGGAGGCGGGCUUCGCGGCCCCUCGUUAUCAGUUUCGUGACAAGUUGUGCAUUAUUUGGCCUGGCGGGCGGAUCGCGCCUCCUGAUGCGGGUGUGCGCGAGAAGCUGAUGGGCUUCGCCGAGGGUCGCGCGGUCCCCUGCAUGACGAGCAGCGAGGCGAAGGCCGACCCUGGGAAGUACGAGGCCCUGCGCCGCUCCUUGCUCGGGAAGUCCUUCCAGUGCCAGGUCGUGGCCUGGGUGGUGAGCCACUGGCCCUUUGCUGUCGGGCUGCUGGUAGCGGUGCCGUCGCUCGCGAAGCUGCGCGAGGGCGCGCGGGCGUGGCGGCCGCAGGUCGACGAGGAGGUCUGCCGUGAGCUGCAGGUGGCAGGGGCCUCGCAGGAGGCCGUGGGCCCCCCCCGGCAUCGUCUACGUCGGCCGUGGGUCGCGGCGCUGGUGCCCUGGGCCCCUCGUGCCGGGGCAGCCCUCUUCGCCGUGGACACGAGUUGUCCUCGCGAGGACGCUGUGGCUCUGUUCGCUGGCUGGCUGCGCAGGCAGCCGCUGCUGCUGGGGCGCCUGGAGGAGCUGCGCGGCGCCAAGCUGGCCUGCCACUGCAGCCAGGCCGAGACGUGCCAUGCCGACGUUCUUCUGGCAGAGCUGGUCAAGCGUGACGUGACGUCCUGGCGUGAUGCAGACGUCUCGCGCAGGCUGGUGAUGAACUUCGUGAAGGCAGUUGAUUGGG